UUUUUUGUGUGCCUUUUUAGAUGAAGUGUUUUUUACUCCCUACAACAUCUUGGAUUCAUUAUGAAUAUUAAGUACAUUACACUACAUCAGCGCUGACAAGUUUUGUGGUGCCAGAUAUUUCACUGUCAGACAUAGAGGUGCGCGCCAUUCAUAACGCCAACAGCUGGCAGAAAAAUAAGGUCAAUAUCACAGUGUAUAUUUCUUGUAAUCAGUAUUACCUUGGCAACAUAGUGGUACAAACUCGGUGUUAAAGUUUCCAUAUGGCACAGUACACUCAGGUCCCCGUAUAGCUGUAUGUUAAUGGUCCACACAUGGGCUGGUGGUUCAACGGAGUAGAAAAAAAAGGGGGGGGGGUUCAUAACAUAAGCCAGUGUCUCUUUAAAAAAAAUUGAAGUUUCUUGUUGUAUUCUGGAAUGAGGUCAGACACGAGGCUCCUCAUUGCACGCGCUGAUUAUUAUUAGAUUCCAUUUUUGGCCAAUCGGGGCAGAAGGGGGCGUGGCUUUGGCGCCGAGGCAGGCUAGCGACAGCGUCCCAUUGGUGGAUUUUUAUCGCCGUUGUAUCUCGGGAAGGGAUAAAUGCAGGCAAGGGGGGGCCGGGUCUAGAGGGCUGCUUGAAACUCAACUGCAGGUCUGCAGAUGGAAAGCGGACAGUGUAACUCGCUCUAGGUUUCUUUUUUUUUUUUCUUCUUCGUCUUCUUCUUCUUGUCCACCUCCUCCUCCGCAGCAUGCAUGGCUUUUGUUUCUAGCAGAGGGGACAGAGUUGAUGCAGAGACAAGCACUUACUCUACACACUGUACUCGGGAGCCGUCUCCAAGUGCCGGAGCGCGCAGUGUGGCACAGAGUCCGCGCGCUGCCCGCUGCCGCACAGACGGUGUUCAGUCCCCACACGGCUGAAUUGAUUUUAUAACACAGACGGAAGAGACUGAUAACAGGGUCACACACAGAGAGGAGAGGGGGCUACACUCCCCGCGUUGUCUCAACACCUACAGACCCCUGGAAAUUAAACUUUUUUUCCCGUGGCCUUUCAAGGGCUACUCUGGACCGAGCUGUUGCCGAGUUUACCUCAGGAGAGAAUUAUUUCUUGAGCUUUUUCUGUCCUUUUUUUUUUUCCUCCACUCAGCUCCAACUGUGAAGAGAGUUCGGGGUGGGGGGGUGGAGGCGGGGAGGAGACCAGAAAUAGCUGAGUUUGCUUUAAAGUGAGCCGGAGGACCGCGGGGAGAGGGAGAGAAGGAACGAGGACACCGCUCUCCCUCGGUCUAAGCGGGGCAGCAUGGUGCAGAAGAUGAGCCACGCGGAGAGCACCGCCGAGGCGCUCUCCUUCUUCGCCGGCGACUCGAGCUCCGACUCCGGGGCGUGCAUGGACCUGGACCCGGCCGCGUCGCCGCUCUCGCCGGGCUCCGCCGCCUCCUCGACCGCCGGGGAGAACCCGGCGUGGUGCAAGACCCCGAGCGGCCACAUCAAGAGGCCCAUGAACGCGUUCAUGGUGUGGUCGCAGAUCGAGCGGAGGAAGAUCAUGGAGCAGUCGCCGGACAUGCACAACGCCGAGAUCUCCAAGCGGCUGGGGAAGCGGUGGAAGCUGCUCCGGGACAGCGACAAGAUCCCGUUCAUCCGGGAGGCGGAGCGGCUCCGGCUGAAGCACAUGGCGGACUACCCCGACUACAAGUACCGGCCGAGGAAGAAGGUGAAGUCGAGCGCGUCGAAGCCCGGCGGGGACAAGGGGGAGAGGGUCAGCAGCAGCUCCAGCACCAGCAGCAAGUCCUCCUCAUCUUCGAGGAAGAACGGACCCUCGUCCAAGUCCUCCAGCAGCAGCAGCAGCAGCAAACCCCACAAAUCCCCUUUCGGGAGCAGCAGCAGCACCAAAGCGUCCCCGUUCGCCCCCGAGCUGCACCCGGCAGAGCACCACCAGCACCACCACCACACGUCCCUGUACAAGUCCAAAUCCGCCGCCGCCUCCUCCUCCUCCUCCUCCUCCUCCUCCUCCUCGGCGGCCAAGCAGAUACCGGACGGCAAGAAGCCCCGGCGGGUCUACGUGUUCGGCAACGGCGCGGCCGGCAUGAGCGUCAGCCCCGCGUCCUCCGUCGCGGUGCCGGCCAGCCCGACGCUCAGCAGCUCGGCGGAGUCGAGCGACCCGCUCAGCCUGUACGAGGACGCGGCCAGCGGCCGGGAGGAGGGAGCGGAGUCCCCCGGCGGCGGCAGCAGCAGCAGCAGCCUGGGCGGCGGCGGCGGCAGCCUGGGCGGCUCCUCGGAGCGCCACGGCGGGCACACGUACAGCAGUCGGCGGGCGUCCUCGCCGACCCCCUCCGGGUCCCACUCCUGCGCCUCGUCCCGCUCCUCGAACUCCUCGUCCUCGUCCUCCUCCUCCUCCUCGGAGGACGAGGAGUUCGAGGACGACCUGCUCGACAUCAACCCGAGCCCCAGCUUCGACGGCAUGUCGCUGGGCAGCUUCGGCUCGUCGACGCUGGACAGGGACUUGGAUUUGAACUUUGAGUCCGGCUCCGGCGGCUCGCACUUCGAGUUCCCCGACUACUGCACGCCCGAGGUCAGCGAGAUGAUCUCCGGGGACUGGCUGGAGUCCACCAUCUCCAACCUGGUGUUCACGUACUGAGUGGCCGCGGCCAAGAACAGACACGCGGCAAGAAAAAAAAAGAGAAAAAGAAAAAACGGCAACACAGCGAAAAGAAAAAGAACACGACCGCCAAACAGAAUCGAGGGGGGUUCAGGUACAGUGGGUGAACUAGUUCGUGUUCUAACGCCACGCUAGAAAAGACCCACUGAAACUACCCCCCCACCCCCAACCCGGCCCCCUCUCAGUCCCACCACAGAGGCGAAGUGCUGCAAGUCCCUGGAAAGUUAAAACUUUGAAAAAAGCGAACAACGUGCUUUUUUGUUGUUGUUGUUUGUUGGGUGAAAGCUACUUUCCCCCCCCCCCCCCCCCCUCUGGAUGCUUCGUGGACCGUGGGACAAACCGCGAACGUGGAGGGAGUUGCAAAAACAUGGGGAGACGCGAGUGGUGGUGGUGGUGGUGUGUGUGGGGGGGCAGGAGGGUUUCCUGGUUGUGAAACGCUUCAAGUCCUGAACUUUCUUUAACAAAUGUUGUUUUUUUUUUUGGUUCUUUUGAACUGAACUCAACUGUGAUUGAUUUGCACGUUAACGCGGUCCUCCCGCCGCUCAGUUCAUCAAUAUUGUUGCCGAGCUAGAAAAAAAGAAAAGAAAAAGGGACAUUUCAAAACUUUUUGAACCAAUCGCCAAGUGAACGUCGCCACUAAGAACGGUACAGAAAUAGGACUGACUGCCGUGCGAUACUUUUUUUUUAAUUAUUAUUGUGGUGUGUCAACGAAAGGACCCCCCCCCCUCCUCCUCCUCCAAUGAAACCGAGGUGGGUCGAUGUUUUUUUGUUUUUGUUUUUUUUUACAAGUCGGAUAUUUUCUCAAAAGCAAAAAAACUUGUAAAGCAUGAAUCGCCUAACUUUGUUCCUAUCUUGUGCUGAGAUUUUCUGUCGGACUGUCGAGCAGUUUAAAAAUAGUAUUAGGAUUAUUUAAAUGGAUAGGUGGCGCUCGCUUCGGUUCUUCUCUCUCUCUUUCGUUAAGAAAAUAAUCACCAGCUGUUGUAAUGUUCCAAACUUUCAGGAUUCAAACGCAACUUCAAAUCUGUGCUGAACUUUAUACUCGCGUCUCUCUACGAUUCAGGACCAAAAUUCUUUAGUGUCGAUUUCCGAUGAUACUUCUAGAGAAAUCCUCACCGAUUUUCUUCUUUUUUUCAUCCUCUGAACUUUGUUUUGUACAUAUAUUCAGAUGCCAUUUUAUAUGGGAUGUUGUAUUUAUAUACUGGGCCAAGCGUUUUUGACUUGAUCAUUCUUUUUUUAUUUCUUGUACACAUGAUCGAAUCUGUUUGUUUUUCUCCUUACACGGUUGUUUUGUAUGUCUGUCUGUCACAUUUCCUUCUCAGGCGAAGGGCUAGAGUUUUAAAAACACACAACUUUUUGAUUUGUUUUUUAUAUUUAAAUGUACACACUUUUUGGACACUUAAAAGAGAGGAAAACAGUUUGAUUAUUUUCUCAGUGUAUUUUUGUACAAAUCUAUAUAGAAAAUGGGGGAGUCAACAAUCCAGUGUGUGUAGCCUAAUACAGCUGUAUUGGAUUUCCUCAUUUUUAAUACCCCGGCAGGCUGGUUUUCAUGCUGCCUUCAAGUUCUCGUGGCACACAAUCUCAUGGUUCUCAUAUACGUAUGACUUUUUGUUGCCUGUUCAACUGCUUUUGUAAGGACAGCCAGCAAAACACACCUUAAAUCACUAUGUUGCCUAUUGUUUAAUUUAAAAAAAAAAAAAAAAGUAAAUGCACCAACCUUCUUUUUACUUAAGUGACCGAGCAAAGGAGACAACGCAAAUCAGGUAUGGAAUUGGUGUUUUGACUCACUAAUUUGGCAAAAGUUCCAUUGACUUUAACCAGCGAGUGCUGACGAGACAUCUUUGAUGCACAAUCCGUGAACAUUCUGUGUCAUCAGUACGGGCAUGAGAUACUCAACGACCCAGUUACGAGAAUGCAAUUGCGACAUUUCCGACAGCACUUGAAGGCAGCACCAGUCUUUGUAUCAGCCUACCUUCUACGUUUACAGUGCUAGUCUGCAGGCUCCUUAAAGACACAGGAACACAUUAUUUCUAGAGGCUAUUCCCGUGGACCCUGUGGGUUUAACAGUGUCACUAUCUCGAGCAGCCACUUGGUUUCUUUCUUUUCUUUUCAUUUCCUGUCAGAUAUCUUGCCUACGACAACAAACGAGGAGAUUGUAGCUUUAAAUUUGACUUAUUUCUUGAUGUUUUCAUUGAUUGAUGUCAGAUUUGCCAAUCAACCACUGGAUUGAACAGGCUAUCAAUAUAGCAAGCAAACAAGGAUGAUGACAUCAAGCAUAUUCAAAUUUCUGACUUGAGUUCCGCAAACACCUACUUGUACUGCGUUUCUCAUUGUAUUUGAAUAUAUAAUCUUUUCUACUUGUCGGCUAACCUUAGCUAAUAAUUGUUUUAGUAUCUUUAUGGCAUGGUGAAUAGCAUUUGUAUUUCAGAUUCAGGUUAUUAGCUGUUGUGUUUUUCAGAAAAAAAAGGAAAAAAAAGAGGAAAAAACGACGAAACGUGAACUCGAUCUUUGUAUAUUUGACUGUAUCAUAAAGCAAAAAGAUUGUGUGUUUAUGUAUGUUGUUGCUAUCGAGGACAGGCACUGUCUAGAACUGCUAUCUUUUACACAUCCUUACUUACAUUUAAGGUGGUCAGUUCAGGACUCUUUUUUUUUAUAAAUAUAUAAAAGCAUUUUUAAAUAUAUUAACUUUAUUUUUCAUCCAUCCUGUGCAAUAUGCUGUGUAGAAUUAUCAUUUAUUGUCUCUAAUCAUGCCAUAAACAAAGGACCCACCCCUUUUUUUGAGACUCAGAGAAAGGGGAGGGGCGACUCAUGCCAGCUAAAAUUGUGUCCAUUCACUGCCUGUCAGAUUGUUGAUAUAAACUUGUGUACAGAACUUUUUCAAGGAAGGAUAAUAAAUAUCAGCUGGAACUGAAA
Messenger RNA from Scophthalmus maximus (turbot), 5535 nucleotides. RefSeq names its product SRY-box transcription factor 4b (gene sox4b). The record is from RefSeq and is a predicted model, not a curated record. Gene Ontology annotation, biological process: cell differentiation; positive regulation of transcription by RNA polymerase II; anatomical structure morphogenesis. The transcript has a single exon. Gene Ontology annotation, molecular function: DNA-binding transcription activator activity, RNA polymerase II-specific; RNA polymerase II cis-regulatory region sequence-specific DNA binding. NCBI's taxonomy places the organism in Eukaryota, Metazoa, Chordata, Actinopteri, Pleuronectiformes, Scophthalmidae. Bases 1270 to 2604 code for a protein of 444 amino acids.